Solea solea (common sole) is the source of this 3832-nucleotide messenger RNA. It is a transcript of the gene pdzrn4, whose product is annotated as PDZ domain containing ring finger 4. The transcript has 9 exons. The record is from RefSeq and is a predicted model, not a curated record. Bases 244 to 2850 code for a protein of 868 amino acids. Lineage: Eukaryota; Metazoa; Chordata; Actinopteri; Pleuronectiformes; Soleidae. Gene Ontology annotation, molecular function: protein binding.
AGGAGGUGGAGGAGGAGAAGAGAGAGAAGGUGCAGUGCUACACAGGAAGAGUUUGGCCAGGGAUGCGAGUGAGAUUCAGGGCAGAGAGGAGCCAGGUGCUUUUACUCAUCUCCAGGCUGAUCUCUUGAUACAAACACACACACACACACACACACACACAGCCUCGCAUCUAUAGCAGUAAAAUGAAAUGCACAGGUCUGAGCUGUGCUCCGAACGACAGAGCGGAUCUUUGAGGAAACACGGAUGAGAAAGAGGUGUGGGGGAGCCAAGGAAGAGGACCCCGAGUGUGUUUUGCCCGAGGGGGAGCUCUCUCUCUCUCUCUCUCUCUCUCCCACUCUCUCUCUCUCACACACACACACACCAACACAAACUGCAGACAGCAAACACACACUCCAUUGGGCACUUAGCACCGUUUCCCUGACAACUAGAAUGGGCUGCAAUUUGUGCACCUUGCAGAAACGGGAGGAACACUACAAACUGCUGUAUGAGAUCGCACAGGUGAACGGGCGUGACUUCUCCAAGGUCGACCGUGACGAUGCGGUGGUGGAGACUAUCAGACGAGACCCCAUCGUUGUCCAGGUCAUCCGGCGAACCCCCACCAGGGCUGCGCCCGCUGUCGCCCACAACCACAGUGGCGCGCCCGAGGACAUGGGCGCCGUUGACGUCUGCACGCAAACAGACAUCACCUUCGAGCACAUCAUGGCACUGGCCAAGCUUCGGCCCGCUACUCCGCCCGUCCCCGACAUCUGUCCCUUCCUUUUGUCUGACAGCUGUCAUUCCAUCCACACCAUGGAGCACGAAUUUUAUGAAUGUCCUGAAUAUCUGUCGAACACCCCAGCAGAGGUGGAGAGGACUGAAGAGUUCGUGUAUGAGGAGGUGGAGCUGUGUCGGCAGAACAGCCUGGAGAAGCUGGGCCUGACACUGUGCUACAGGACCGAUGAUGAGGAGGACACGAGCAUCUAUGUCAGCCAGGUGGAGCCAAACAGCAUAGCAGCGAGGAAUGGACGCAUCAAAGAAGGAGAUCGUAUUUUGCAGAUAAAUGGCUGCGAGGUACAAGACCGAGAGAAAGCUGUUGCCCUGUUGUCAAGUGAAGAAGCAAGGAGCAUCAUACUGCUGGUGACGAGACCUGAAAUCCAGCUGGAGGACGAGGUCUGGCUAGAUGACGAGCAGCAGGAGCUGGUGCUGGAGCUUGAGGAAAGGCAGACGAAGAAGAAGAAGAAGGAACAUAGCUUUGACAGAGGAGAUGAACAUCAGGCUGAAGAGGAUAUGACAACAGACACCGCUACCUGUUCCUCCAACAAUCAAGACAGUGGCUUUGGACGUAGUACAGACAGUCCCGAGCACCAGCCUCUGCUGGCCAGACUUCACAGGAGAAGUCCGGCCCGUUGCCUCAGGGACCGAUGGCUGGCGGAGCAUCCGCACACACGGCACCCGAAUGCGGUGCCACAGGACACUCUGUCCACAGGUCAAAGCCAUGAGGGGGGAGUUAGUAUUCGCAACAGUGGGGGUGGGGUCCUCGGCUUAGAGAAUUGCUUCCAGCAACUGCUGGAGCUCAAGUGUCAAAUCCGAAAUGGAGGCGAGUGCGGGGUGUACUCCAUUCGACACAGCAUAGAGUGCAGCCUCACCGAGCAAGGUGAAGGGGAUGGCGAUGGUGUGGAUAGUGAGGAAGGUGGUAGUGGGGUAGAACACGAGUUGAGGAUGCUUAACGAGGAACUGCGAAGUAUUGAGCUGGAGUGCCAGAGCAUCAUGCAGGCGCAUCAGCUCCGCAAGACCCACAACCUAGACUCACCAGGAUGGAGCCCCAAAGAUGGACCCAAGCGACACAGCCGGCUUGCCGACAUUUAUGAACACCCGGAGAGGUUGGACAGUGAUAAGAUCAGAGAGAAGGACAGCUCCAGUGCCUACAACACAGCAGAGAGUGCGCGGUCGACACCGCUUGGUUUGGAGAGAUCUCCGGACCACUCUUUACAGAGACACAUCGCUAUCACCAACCAGAAAAACCUCAGACUCGCAUCUUCCACACCCUCCAGCCCCAUCACUAUCCCCAAACCCCACGGUACACCUAGUUGUAGCAGACCAGCAGAUCCAAGCCCUGUUAUCUCCAGCAGCCCAGACCAGAGCAACCCCUCGAGGUCUGAGUCAGACCCUGCCUUGCCUGCAGAUGAUGAAAGGUGUGAGAAGAAAGGCCGGACUCGGGAUUCCAGGAGAAGGCUUCCCUAUGGGUGUUCCUAUCAAACAACACCUUAUCAAGGCCAAGGUGGAUCCAGGCAACUCCAGAGCUACAUGCAGCUGCUACAGCAGCACUCAUCCCUGGAGUAUUCCCAGAGCCAGCUGAGUCUGGUCAGCGUCUGUCGAGAUCCCGUGCACCGGAGCGGCCGACCCGGGGAACCGCGUCUCGAGUGGAAGGUCAAAGUUCGUGCAGACGGCACGCGCUACGUGGCCCGCAGGCCUGCCCGUGACCGCAUCCUGAGGGAGCGGGCGCUUAGAAUUCGGGAGGAGAGGAGCGGUGGCAUGACCACGGACGACGAUGCCAUGAGUGAGAUGAAGAUGGGCCGCUACUGGAGCAAAGAAGAGCGGAAGCAGCACUUGGCGCGGGCCAGGGAGCAAAGGAAGAGGAGGGAGUUCAUGCAGAAGAGUCGCCUAGACUGCCUGAAGGAGGGGCCAGCCAGCGGAGCUGAAGGCAGGAAGGAGAUUAACAUCUUAGAGCUCAGUCACAAGAAGAUGAUGAAGAAACGAAACAAAAAGAUCCUUGACAACUGGAUGACCAUCCAGGAGUUGAUGAGCCAUGGAGCCAGAGUACCUGAAGGCUCCAAAGUACACAAUGCCUUUCUGUCUGUCACAACUGUCUAAUAUCAGGUAGCCUGCAAUUCAGGAUCUACUGAGUUGUUUAAAAAAAGAAGGUGUUUGUUUGUUAAGUUUAAAAAAUUAUCACUACUGAGGACUUUGUAGCAUUUCUGAAGAAAACUGUAAAAUUGAAAAAAACUCUUUUCCUGCAUUUUCAGAUGACAUCCGCCAUGUUUUUACACUGACGUUUUGGUUAUGCACUGGCUUCCGAUCGCGAACAAGUUUAGUAGCACGUCGGUUCAAACCGAUAGAAACAAAAAAACGGACCAACAUUUUAACGUUAUGCAUACUUUGUACUGUGUCUUCAUGCUGUCCAUUCCUCUGUUUCCUUACACAUGAAGUGACUUCGCUUGCCUCGUUCAAGGUGGCAUUUUUUAUAAUGGGGGAAAAAAAAUACAAUAUUUUUCACGCUUUAUAAAUUCAGUAACUUUUUGUAGAGGGAUUUUUUUACACCAAAUGUCAAUGUCCUGUAAACAUUUUAUUGUAAUGUCCUAUUUAUGUCUGUAGCUCCGAUCCGUCAAGGUCAGUUAGAGUUGACACUAUUUGAUUGAACUCUGCUUUGCUCUGUCGUCGACCACAGAGAAAUUAACUUCGAAAAAGUCCCUGGAGGACAAUUAACAUUAAAUUAAUACUUUUAAUGGCUUCAUAAUGACACUUGUCUUAAAUUAUUUGAGCACUCAAGUGAAAAGAGAGACAAUUUCAACAUGAUAUCAUACCUCAAAAUUACAGUCACAAAUCUAAUCUGUCAAAUGAAGAACCACUUUUAGCCUGAGUUGACCUUUUUAGACCUUAAUAUUUGCAAAUAAUGUUAUAAAUGUGAGAUAUAUAAUCAUAUUUAUAUUGUCUACUGUUAUUUUUAUUUAUGGUAAAUUAAUUUUUAUGGUCUAUCUGAUAAAUGUUUCACAAUACGUGGCUAUCAUAUUGCAGCCUUUUUAACCCAAACAUGCUGCUUUCCACUCUCGCCUUGCUGGAGGCCCUGACUCCAGUA